AUGAAAACGCCGAGCAUCGAAACUUGGAAAAAUGAGUAUAGCGACAAAGAUUACACCAUUGAAGUAACGACCCAGAAUUUACAGCGAUUUGUCCUAAAACCGGGUUGCCAGACUUUGGAACGGUUCAGAUUGCCUAUAUCCCCGACGAGCGAUGUGUCGAACUCAAAUCGUUGA
Molecule: messenger RNA, 174 nt
Organism: Geodia barretti
Lineage: Eukaryota; Metazoa; Porifera; Demospongiae; Tetractinellida; Geodiidae
Source: the annotation of a GenBank genome assembly